CUGUCUGUUUACCGAGCGAGACUCAUUUCCGUUCCAGCGCUCCCUCGUCUCUUGCAGUUUUAACCGGCGAGGAGAGGAAAAUAUGGCCCAAAGCAUCAUGUGAUGUGGAGCACAACAUAUGUGUGCAUGUGUGUGGCAGCAGCAGCAGCAGUGUUGGCGAGGGCAUAACGGAACUUGCCUGCCUGUUGUGCAGUGGUUUGGUUCCAACUGCCGCUAGGAAAAAUGGAGGACACCCUCGGCCCAUUCACCUUCAGCUCCAAGUUUGAGUGUGGCAACUUGGCUCGAGUGGAGAGAGUUGACCCUCCAGGUUCCAGUCAUGCAUCGUCAAGCAUCAGUGGUGGCAGAAAGGCUCACAAAGUGUCUCCUCCUUGUCAGCCUUCCAUCGAGGCCCUGCCCGUCAACUAUGAGUUCAAUCUCUGGACUCGCCCCGACUGCUGGGGCACAGAGUUCGAAAACAAUAAUAGAACUUGGUUUUUCUUUGGCAUCAAAGGGGGAGCUGUCGGAAACAGAGUUCGCCUGAAUGUUAUGAAUCUGAACAAGCAGUCAAAGCUCUUCUCACAGGGGAUGCAACCUGUGGUUCAAUGUGUCUCAGGCUUGCGUUCACCACGUUGGGAACGCAUUAAGGAUAAAUGCACAUAUCGGAGUGAGGAGAACAGUACAGUGGUAUCUUGGGUUCAUACUGUGAGUGAAGUGGGAGUAUUCACCCACUAUGCCUUCACAUACCCAUUCACUUACUCAGAGCUACAAAACAUGCUAGAAAGUCUUGACCAUAAAUUCUCAGUGAGUUCUCCAAGUCUUUACUACCAUCGAGAAUUACUCAUAAAAUCGCUUGAUGGCUGGCGUGUUGACCUUGUGACUGUCAGCUCGCACAAUGGUAAGGUAGAAGAGCGUGAGGCAAGGCUUCCAGGUCUCUUCCCCAAUGUUAAUGAGCCUCGUCCCCACCGCUUUCCUAGCAAGAAAGUUGUCUUUGUUUCUGCCAGAGUACACCCUGGUGAGACAUCCUCCAGUUUUGUGUUAAAUGGCUUCCUGAAUUUCAUUGUCUCAAAUGACCCUAGGGCUGUGAAGCUCAGGGACAUGUUCGUCUUCAAGCUCAUCCCAAUUCUCAACCCAGAUGGUGUAGUACGUGGCCAUUAUCGCACUGACCAGCGUGGGGUAAAUCUGAAUCGCGUGUAUGUGGAUCCAUCACCACACUUACAUCCAACCAUUUAUGCUACCAGGCAAGUCAUCCUGUACCACCAUCAUGGCCACAUCCUUCCGAACUCAUUCCAGGAUUCCAAAGCUACUCCAGCAAACUCAGAUGAUUUAAGUGAAACAGCUCCCACCACAAGCACCACAUCUUCUAAUGAUGACUCAGAAUUGGCUGUCACCAAUUCUUCAAAGGGGCCACCAGUUGUUAUGGAUGAAGACACCUGCCACAGCUUCAGUGAUGUUCAGUGUGGGAAGGCUGGAGGCUCAGGGAGUGGACGGAUGAGAGGAACUGCUUUAAUGGAGAUGGAUGAGCCAUCAGCAUCAGGCUGGGACAUUUCCAGCAAUGUCUCAGUUGAUGGCACACAAGCUUCUAGUUCGUUCCAAAGAGCCUCACACAUGGCUGAUGUCCAUGAUGACUGCUCAAAUGUUUCUUGCAUCAGUGAAGCUGAAACAGGUGUCACUAGCAUGUUUGGAUCACUAGCAGCUGUUAGCGAUUUUACAAACAUUAUAUCAGGAAAUAAGGGAUGUAAUCAGGAUAGUGCCAUUCGUUCACCCUGUAUUUCACAAACUAAGAGUGAGGGGGAGGGAGUGAGCACCUCAAGUUGUGAAAAAUCCCGGGACCUAUUUUUAAAGGACCUCUACAAAGAAGAGAAAGACAAAGCUUUUGAUGACUGCCACUGUGAUGAAAAAAUUUUGAAAAAUACAGCACCAAAUAGUGAUAAAGAUCUUAGUAGUUUUAGUUGCAUUAAUCCCAGUAGACUAAUCUCAAAGGACGAUAAUCUCCUGCCUAGUUGUUCCAAUGCAUUAUCAUUCACCUCAGCAUCUUCAGAGGUGUCUAGUCAGCAGCAGUUCAAGGCAGAAGCUUUAGGUAGUGGCGUUAGUUCUAGUACCUCCUUACAAAGCACAAAGGCAAACAGAGGGUCACACAAAGAAAGCAAAGAUGGGAAUUUGCUGCAUCCUAUCCCACCACAAAAGAGUAGUGUCCUGCCUCUCACUCCUGGAGUACAAAAUAUUGCUGGAACAAAGGAGGGAGGGGGGAUAGCUAGCAGUAGUGAGAGCGAGGCAGAGUGUGGACGGCCUGGGAGGGAGAUGGAUACAAAUCUAGGAACAUUAGAUACCUCUCUUCGCAUUCCUUCUGAGGGCUUCUCACAGGUACUGAGUCCUCCCACACCCAUUCCUGAGGAGACCCAGGUGUCCUCGGGGCUCUUCCUUUACAUAGAUCUCCACGGGCAUGCAUCUAAAAGGGGCAUUUUCAUCUAUGGCAACUGGUAUGAGGACCCUGCAGUCAUGGUAGAAAACAUGCUGUUUCCCAAGUUGCUUGGGGCCAAUUGCCCCAACUUUGAUUUUGCUGCUUGUAACUUCUCAGAGAGGAACAUGUAUCUCAAGGACCGGAGGGAUGGUAUGAGCAAGGAAGGAUCAGGUCGUGUAGCCAUAAUGCGAGCAACCGGGCUUCUGAGAUCAUAUACAUUGGAAUGUAACUACAAUACAGGUCGUACAUACAAUCCUGUUCCGCCAUCUCCCCUAGACCAGAGGAAGUCACCUCAGACUCCACUCUCCUCGCCACCAAAGUACACUCCUGCAAUCUUUGAAGAUUGUGGUCGUCAGUUAGGGGUGAGUUUGCUGGACUUAGUAUGUAGUGGAAGUGGAUGGUCAAGGCUUCCUCAAUCCCAGUAUGGGAGCAUAGCAGGUGUCCGUGCAUGGCUCCACCAUUUUCUUGCUUCUUCAUCUCUCUCGCCUCGCACAAACACCACUGGAACCCAUGCUGCCCGCACACCUGCAUCACGUUCAACAAACAAGUUGACAGUGGAGAGGCUAAGUGGAGGAAGGAGUGGAGGCAGUGGUGCUCGUAUUGGGGCUGGUAGACAAGGCCCCCCAAGCACUCCAGCUUCUCCACGACUACCACGAAGUCGUUGUCAGCGUGUGCGGCGACACUCCUGGUGCCUUACAGUAGAUGCUGAAAAUCAAGAGCCAAGAGAAAUAUCAGAAGGACCUGCCCGUCCACGACCUGCAAGUGCAAAGAAACCUGUAAGUUCAAGUGGACUUUCCCCCCGGUGCAAACCUAAAGCUUCCAAGGUCAAGUCACCAUCUCCCAAGAAGGCUGGGGUUGCACGUUCUCUCACUUUCACAGAACUUGGAGAGAGCAGUCAUCUUGGAGGAGAGUCCAAGAUUCCCAGCAGCAAGAUGAGUUCCAGCAAGCAUAGUCUCACUGCAUCAGUCAGCCUCACACCCAACCUCAAUGUCAAGCUCUCCAUCUCAGACACCCCAGAAAGUCCCACUCUGGUGAAAAAGGUUGAAAAGACUCGUAGACAAAGAAGUAAAGGUCUUAAUUCAGGAACAAAAAAGUUGAAGAUCAGUCCUAGUUCAAGCCCAAGUCCUGAGGAGUCAACACUGAAAGCCAAGGACCCAACAUAUUACAGUUUUCCAAGCCUAGAGCCAGCAGAGCGCAAGUGUAGCCCUCUUUCGCCUUCUCAGGAAGGAUUUUAUGGUGCAAGUCAAAGUCCAUUGUCACCACGCUCACCUCUCUCUUCAGUGUGUGAACCUCAGACAAGCCAUAGUUCUCCUGGUCUAAGUAUAAUCACUAACACAGGUCCUUGUGACUUGCAUGUUCAGCCUAAAUCUCCUGUGGUGGUGAGUUCCUCAAAGAAGGUGACUAAAGUAAUGUCCUCCCCUAGCAAGCGCUCCAGCAAGCACACACUCAAAUCUCUUUCAAAGAGCAUGGACCGAUUGCCUGCUGUUGCUGGUGCUGCUGGAGAAAGGUUAAAGCUUCUUCCAAAGAAAGUAAAGAAGAAGGUGACAGCUGGCAGUGUUACUGACCUACCUGGAUCGAUCAUCUCUCCUUCUAUCAAGCCUGCAACAUCGCAACCUACACUGGACUGGAUAAUAAGUGAGCCACCACAGACUCUAGCCACAGAAAUCGAGCCAGUCCCUCCUAAGAUAAAGAAGCGCAAGAAGAGUAGUAGAAAAUCUCUGUGAAAGAGUGAUUAAUUUCACUCAGAAAUACAAAUAAACACACAUACAAACACAGACAUGCUCAUAUAUAUUUGUGCUCACUCACAAGUAUACACAGAAGCACUCAUGCAUGCACACCUAUCUAUUUACACAUGCUUCAAACUGCAUAUUCAAUUUAAAGGUACUUUUUUUCCAUUUCUCACUACUAUCAUGCCUUUUUUAUGCAAUAUAUUUUGUUGCUCCUCUGUAUAUUGAUUAUACAAUCAAACAUAUAAUUGAACACAGAAUAUCAUGUACAGAAAAGAUAUGUUAAUAAUUGCAUUAAUAUGUUUUUUAUACUAAUGUUAAUUUACAGUAUUUAGAAGAUGUGUUUAAAAGCAUUUAUACCCAGCCACUUAUUAGCACUGACAAAUAGCACAACUUACAUAAUUACAUACUCUGCUAAGCUCUCUUUAAUGGUCAUUUAAAAAUUAACCAGCUACCAGUUAUCCAUGAUUUAAAACUUAUAGAAUACCCCUUAAGUGACAUGUGUUGCAUUACUACAUAAACUGAUUCCUCCCAAAGAAAUGAACAGGAAGCUAUGAUUUUUUUGUAGACAGCCUUUCAUAAGUGCAUUUAUUUGUCAUUGAUCAUCUAGACCUAGUUUGAUAUGUUGCUGUAUGUACUGGCAUAGAAGCAGCCUUGCCACUCAAGAUUCAUUUGUUGUUAAAGGCAUUAGAAAGUUUUCAAGGAAUUUACAUAUAACCUAUAUAGAUUCUUCACUUUUACUAUACAGAUUUAGAGUAUUGGUUAUGAGUUACACAGAUACUUGAGAUAAGUGCUUGCUCUUCUUAACGUCUAAUGAAAUGAGAACUGUCAUCCUGUUGAUGUGUAUAGUGCAUGUGUCCACUUUGGUUUUAUUAUAUUUGUUUUAUAUUUGUUUGUUUACACACACACUCACAUAUAUACACACAUAUGUGUGUGUGUGUGUGUGUGUGUGUGUGUGUGUGUGUGUGUGUGUGUGUGUGUGUGUGUGUGUGUGUGUGUGUGUGUGUGUGUGUGUGUGUGUGUGUGUGUGUGUGUGUGUGUGUGUGUGUGUGUACAUACAUAUAUAUAGACAUAUGUAUGUAUAUGUAUACAUACACAUAUAUACACACAUAUAAGUAUAUAUAUGCAUAUGCAUAUGCAUAUACAUACAUACAUAUGUAUAUGAAUAUGUAUACAUAUAUGAAUAAGCGUGUGUGUGUGUGUGUGUGUCCGUGUGCGUGUGCAAGUGUGUGUGCGCAUGCGUGUGUGUGUGUGUGUAUAUGUAUGUAUGUAUGUGUGAAUGUGCCUACCUUAUACCUUUAUGUGUAAGUUUUGUAAUUUGUAUCUUGAUAGAAAUAAUGAAAAUGGCCACAUAUGAAGAGCCAAGCUAACAAGAAGAGUAGAGUUCCAUGCCAGUCUGUUUACCAUGAAAGUUACGUUUCAGUCAAAGUGUUGAGGAACUGUUUUUUUGAAAGAGCAGGUUUUAAAAGAUUUAAAAGAUAUUCUUGAACAGUGAUUUGCAUACAUGUUAUAGGGAUGGAGAUCAAUGGCAGUAAUUUAAGUGUUUUAUUUAGAUUUUUAUGCAAUGAUAUGCAUAUAUUUUUUCUUUCUUUCUUUCUUUUGUUGACUUUCUUUGUUAUCAUGUAUAAUCUGUACAGAUGUUUCACUUAUUAUGUACAUUUCCUUUUUCUUUCUCAUUUAUAGAGGUCCAUUCUAUAUGAUAGUGCAUGAAUUGUAUAUAGUUGGAUUUUGAACUAUUGAUACUUGGUUGAUGUUACUCAACUGGCAUGAUGGUGUUGUACAUACAGUGAAGACAUGAGAAAUGGUGUAGAGUAUGUCUCAUGUUGAUGGUGCUGAAAAGUUUGUGUUCUUUUACUUCACAACUGUUUUGCAUUUCUUAAUUGACAAACUGAGAGAUUUUUUUUUCACGUGGAAAAGAAUGAAGGUAAUAAUAAUAAUAAUAAUAGAAAUCAUAAUGUGGAUAAUAAUGCUUAUAAAAAGGAGAGGGGAAAAGUGGAACAAAAGAGUGAAUUAUAAUGAUUAUAUUUUAUACAUAUAUCUGAGAUAGGUGCUGUCAAAUUGUUUGUUAUAUUUAUAUGAAAUCUGUAAUGGUAUUUGAAAUAUUAUUUUGAAAUUUAUAUUUUUCUGGUUGUCAAUGUGAUUGCCCUGUUUUAGUGUAUGCAAAUGAAUGAGAGUAAGUGUGUAAGUAACAGUGAGAGUGAGAGUGAGAGUGAGAGUGAGAGUGAGAGUGAGAGUGAGAGUGAGAGUGAGAGUGAGAGUGAGAGUGAGAGUGAGAGUGAGAGUGAGAGAGAGAGAGAGAGAGAGAGAGAGAGAGAGAGAGAGAGAGAGAGAGAGAGAGAGAGAGAGAGAGAGAGAGAGAGAGAGAGA
Messenger RNA from Penaeus indicus, 6531 nucleotides. RefSeq names its product cytosolic carboxypeptidase-like protein 5. NCBI's taxonomy places the organism in Eukaryota, Metazoa, Arthropoda, Malacostraca, Decapoda, Penaeidae. The coding region runs from base 223 to 4161 and encodes 1312 amino acids. The transcript is spliced from 8 exons. The record is from RefSeq and is a predicted model, not a curated record. Gene Ontology annotation, molecular function: zinc ion binding; metallocarboxypeptidase activity. Gene Ontology annotation, biological process: proteolysis.